CUGGGGAAUAGUUAAGAACUCUUGCACUUAAACGUUCCUGAAGCAGAAAGAAUUUUUUAGUCCUAUCAAUAAGGCGUGUUACGCUAUAUUUAUUAUAUAAAUCUGUGGGUAAAUGCAUUGGUAAAAAUUUUGAUUUAAGUUGUUUCACUGUUUUAUUACAAUUGUUUUUAUAUUUCGUAAGAUUAAAAAAAAAAUUGAAAGAAACAUUCAAAUUUGUUAAAACAACGUAACGAAAAAGUUGUUAGCGUUGUUGGAUCAACACUUUUAAUUGUUUUAAUUGUACGUUAUGGUAAAAGAGUUUAUCUAAAGCACGAUUUCUUCUUUUUAAAAUUAUGAAUUUAAGUGAUACGUAUUAAGCAUUACCUUACAUUAUUGGAGAUAUAUUUCACUUUUCUUGUUACAGACGGAUAAACGUAUGGACACAGCCAAGCUUGUUGCGCGACAGCAACAGAAUUAGCAUGCGCUUAAUUCGAAUAACUUUUUUUUAAAGUGUGGCUUACCAUGCUGGACAUCAACAAUAAUAAUAUAAGCUUUAAAGUGAAAACCUUACGAGGCUCAAUUUUCAAGGAUAGGCAUGAUUACAUAAUGUUGCUUAAUCCAAAAAAUAAUUUCAUUGGUAAUUGUUACUAAACGCAUUUUCGCUAGCAAAAUAUUUUUUUAUACAGACAAUAAUUAUGUCAUUUUAGAUGAGUUUAUCAUAAAUGUUUGUGCGCGUUUACCAAGGAAAAAAAAUGUUUGCUGUGAAAACACAAAAUUGCAUUUCAAAAAAAAAACUGUACUGUACUAUUACGAUCCCCAGUACUUUUAUAAUUUUGAAAUAGUUUUAUGCAAUUUAGCCGCUUAAAUAUUGUGUUCUUCCCACUGUAAAUUCUAUGUCUUUCUCUCUCAGGGUUAUAAAAACAUACAGUCGUAAAAGCAACUAAUUACGAAAAGAUAAACGGAAAAAGUACAGUUAAUCAAGAAGAGAUAAUGGAAGGAUAUGAUGUAGAAAUUGUUGGUGAUGUUGGAGCUGUAUUUAAAGAUGCUUAUUGUAUUAUUUGUUUGAAGUUGAUGCGUGAUGCUAUUCAGAUGAACUGUGGACAUGGAAUGUGUAAAUCAUGUUUUCAUGCAUUAAGCGAAUCAUGCAGACACAGAAACAUUGAGUUGGUUUGUCCAUCCUGUCGACAAAAUGUCAAUAAGGAUCAAGUAUUUCACAACUCAAUGCUUGAUAGAAUCAUAGCUGCAAUAAAAGUGAAAUGUACAAAUAAUCAACUUGGUUGUGAAUGGAAUGGAGAAUUGCAGAUGAUGGAGGAUCAUCAGUCUACUUGCAAAUAUCAAAUGGUAGAAUGUCCGUUUGAUGGAUGUAAUGAUGAAAUGCAAAGACAAGCAUUACAUAAACACAAAUCAAUUUGUGAAUAUAGAGUAAUACAAUGUGAUUAUUGUACUGAAUCAUUUCUUCCAAAUGAACUUCAAAAUCAUUUUGAAGUUUGUGAAUAUUAUCCUGUUACAUGUUCAAAUCAUCUGUGUUCAGAAUUGGUUCCAAAGUGCAAGAUUGAAAAUCAUCUUUUAAAAGAUUGUUUAUACCAACUCAUUGAUUGUUCAUUCCAUUCAAUUGGCUGCUCUGUAAAGGUCUUACGUAAAGAUUUGAAUCAACAUUCGAUGGAGUACAACCAACAACACAUAUUGUUCUUAUUAGAAGAUUCUCACGAAAAGAAUAAAAUAAUUGAACAACUACAAGAUGAAAACAAAAUGAUUAGAUUAGAAGCUGCUGAAAGUGAUCAAAAAUUACUCACAAAGAUUGAAGUAUUAGAAAAAAACAUCACUUCUGUAAGAGAAGAAGCUGAAGUCACUGAGAACAAACUGAAUGAAUGCGAGGAACAAUAUGAAAAUGUCAUCUCAAAGUUAAAAAAUAUUGAAAAAAAAUUUCAAACAUUAACAUGUCUUACUCCAGAUGAAUUAACUGGAAGUUUUUCUGAAAAACUUAAAGGGUGUGAAAAGGAUGGAGCAUUGGGGAAGCAAAUUGAAGACUGCGAGCUUGAAAAUAAAAGGGAAAAAGAUUUAGUUAUCUUAUGCGCAGAAACAUUUGGUACUCAUGACAAUGCAUUAGAUUCUAUUGUUGAUGAAUAUAACAUUUCACACAAAAAAAGAUCUGAAGAAUGGACCUCACAGGAGUUAGCGAUUAUUUCUGGUGUCUCGCAAACUUUAAAAGGCAAAGUGACUUUGCCAUCAACAUAUUGGGAUAGUGUUAUUGAAACAUUGAAACGAAGUUCCAAAGUUGCGAACUUUCAACAAAUUUCAAAAAUAGAGCAAUUUUGUAAUUACUUGAAAUGUUUUCAAGGGAGAAACAUUGAACGUUUUGGAAACGAAAAUAAUAUUGUCCAGGUAAAAAAUCGCGUGUACAUUAAAUAUCGAUAUUCUGAUUUGACUGUUUUUUAUAACAACAUUAAAAUUGGUGAUCGUAAGUACCUUGUGAAGGCGCAAAACACAAGUAUAGAUGUGGCUGGCAACGGAAUAAAUGAUGUAUGUUUGAUAAAUAGAGUUGGCAAAACAGCUAAAUUACGCUAUUCUAAAAACACGCAGGUGUAUCAAAGUGAUUCUUACGUCAAAUUAAAAGAAGAAGAGUACAUUAUAAAUGAUUUGUUUCUGUUAGAAAUUAUUCACUGCCAUUAUAAGAAAUUAUCAUCCUUCCUAAUGUGACGACAUAGACACAGUUAUUUAAAUAAUGUGACUAAACUUCGAUACUGUCGCACAAAAUGUGAACUGAUCCAUACUUUUUUAAAGUCAUUUAUAGUAUCACUUUUCAAAUAUCAUGAUUUCCGAAGACUCUUAUCACUCGGCGAAAAGCUUCUUCUAUAAGCAUAAACGCAAUGUCUUAUUAAGUUUAUGAUAAAUGUCUUAAGGUAAAUAA
Messenger RNA from Hydractinia symbiolongicarpus, 2887 nucleotides. RefSeq names its product TNF receptor-associated factor 6-like. The record is from RefSeq and is a predicted model, not a curated record. The transcript is spliced from 7 exons. Lineage: Eukaryota; Metazoa; Cnidaria; Hydrozoa; Anthoathecata; Hydractiniidae. Gene Ontology annotation, molecular function: zinc ion binding. The coding region runs from base 970 to 2676 and encodes 568 amino acids.